GCGGCCAUCUCGCCCUGCGCCCCGGGGGGGUAAAGGAGAACCCCGGGGUCGUGCUCCGGGGCCGUGCUGUGGGGCAGGCAGCCUUCCCCAAGCCCCCAGCCAGGUUCCUGAGGCAGCACACCGCCUCGCCAGCCCAGGUUUGCAGCCUUAAAAAAUAAAAUCAGAAACUAAAGAAACUUGAAGUGUCUCAAAGAAACUGCAUUUUCCAUUGGCUGACUGAUGACAAAUAUAGAGAGCUUCUUUGCCUAUGAGUAUGCCUGCAUCUUGACUAUAUUUCUACAUGACUGUGAGGGGCACUGUUCGGAAUGAAGCUGCCAUCAUGUCAUCCACAGGCAAUGACACUGAUAUUGAAGAAUUCUUGGUCAACAUUAACUUAGGGCAGUAUCUUCCUAACUUUAAAGAAUAUGGCUAUAACAUUGUGACAGAUUGCACAGGCAUAAACAACAGCGUGCUUCAGCAAAUGGGAGUGCUGCCUACAGGGCACCGCAGAAGGAUCCUUAAGCAGUUAGACACUGCUCUUUCAAAAAGACAAGGACAUUUACUGAACGAAAAUGUAAAACUCAAAGACUCGACAGGUUUAGAAAAGAAGCAAUAUUUGUGCGUGGAUGAGGAUUCUCCAGUAAGCAAUUUAAAUGCAGGUGAGACUGACUUGAUACCUGCAACAUCGUCAGUGCAACUUCCUAAUGAAGCUUACUUUGGUGAAGAAAGGUUCAAACUUGGAGAGCAAAACUUAUCGGAGGCAAGUGAUGAUAGCAUUACAAAUUUGGAUUUUUCUGGUUUAUACCAGAAUUCAGACAGCAUAGUAAAAGCUGUCAGUCUAAGUGGAAGUAUUAAGAUGAAUGCUCAGCCGGAUACAUCAUUGGAAGAAGCUGCUGCAUACCAAACUGAUGAGCACUUGGCUGGCCGUUUGGCAUUUUGUGAUCCUCCUUCUUCGUUUGCUCAUUCAUGUGAGACAAAAUACAGUGAAAACAAACAUCUCAUGCUUGCAGAUGAGGAUGAUCUAUCUGAUUGUGAGCCAAGUUCUCAAUUCUUUAAGUUUCAAGGAGAAAUGAUAAACAAUGACUUAUAUGAUUCCUGUACACAAAACAGCACGACAGUAUUUCCAAGAGCAAGUCGGUCUUUUAUGUUAAGACAUCGACCUGUGCCAGAAAUCCCUGAAUCAAGCAAAGUUGAGACUUCAACCAGCUCCCUUCAGAAAAGAAAGAACGUGGAUCUUACAAAUGUACCUUGUGCUGGGAGGCAAGCUUCACAAAAAAAAACUUUCACAGAAGAAAAACCACCCAUCAUAUCUCCGUAUGGAGAAACCUUUUUUUGGGACAACCUUCAAGAUGCUAAGGAACUUCAUGGAAAUGAACUCCUGGUUUGUGAAAAGAAAUCAGAUCUAGAAAUGAACGAAGAACAUUAUUCUCACAAGAAUUCAUGUUCCCAUAAUCAGGAUGAGAAGACAAAGGAAUGUGCAAAAAAACCCGUGUCUCAGGAAAACAAGUCAUUAGCACCAGAAGAUUUUGAAAGUGAAUCUGUAUACUCUGUUGUGGAUCAAUGUUCCUUACCUUUAAAGAAAAAGAAAAAUAAAGCCAAAAGCCACUCAUCUUGUAGUAAGAACCGAAGUGAAGAUGCAAAUCACUUGAUCAGUGAACAAAUGGAUUUUCGGCAAUUUGACGGAGCUCAAAUUUCGAUUGCAAAUGAAUCAAUAACACCGUAUGCUUGUUUUUAUGGGCCAUCAGUAAAGAAGCUUAAAGCAGGAUGGCUGGAUAAAUUAUCCCCACAAGGCAAACGUAUGUUUCAGAAGCGCUGGGUUAAAUUUGAUGGAGACAGCAUUUCUUACUACAAUAACGAAAAGGAAGUGUUCUCAAAGGGAAUAAUACUGCUCUCUGCUAUAGCAACAGUAAGAGUUCAUGGAGAGAAUAAAUUUGAAGUUGUUACAUCCCAUAGGACUUUCGUCUUUCGAGUAGAUAAAGAAGAAGAAAGGAAUGACUGGGUUAAUACAAUACUCAAUGCCUUGAAGUCUCAGUCUGAUAAUCACUCUCAGUCUCGAACAUCUGUUGCCCCUGAGAAAAGUGGAUAUCUUGAACUGAAAGGGUACAAAGCCAAAAUCUUUGUUCUACUUCAGGGGAAUACUGUGUGGAUCUGCAAAAAUGAGCAGGAUUUCAAGACAGGAUUUGGUAUCACUUUAAUCCCUAUGAAUGUGGCAAAUGUAAAACAAGUGGAUCGGACUGCAAAACAAUCUUUUGAAAUAAUUACUCCUUAUAAAAGCUUCAGCUUUACAGCCGAGUCGGAAAGAGAGAAACAAGACUGGAUUGAAGCGCUGCAGCAAUCGAUAGCAGAAACUCUCUCUGAUUAUGAAGUAGCUGAGAAGAUUUGGUUCAAUGAAUCCAACAGGAGCUGUGCUGACUGUAAAGCUCCCAAUCCUGACUGGGCAUCCAUCAAUCUCUGUGUUGUCAUUUGUAAGAAGUGCGCAGGACAGCACAGAUCUUUAGGACCAAGAGACUCAAAAGUCCGGAGUCUAAAAAUGGAUGCCAGCAUUUGGAGCAAUGAACUUAUUGAGCUCUUUAUCAUCAUUGGAAAUAAGAGGGCAAACAGUUUUUGGGCAGGAAAUCUUCCUCCAGAUGAAGAACUACACAUGGAUGCCCCAGCAGAAAAAAGGAUUGCGUUCAUUACACAAAAAUACAAAGAGGGAAAAUUCAGAAAAGCACCUUUUCUCUACAAAACCAAGGAACAAUUGAAUAAGGCGCUGUGUGCUGCUGUAGUUAAACAAGAUGUUCUAGAAACUCUGAUGCUGCUGUUCAGUGGGGCUGAUGUGAUGUGCGCUACUGGCGAUCCUGUUUACAGUACUCCAUACUUACUAGCCAAGAAAGCUGGACAAAGACUGCAAAUGGAAUUCCUAUACCAUAAUAAGUUUUCAGAUUUCCCAAGCUAUGAUAUCUGUCUUGAAAGUGGCUUCUCUGAAGAUUCUUCACAUUCCACCUUUCUUUGUGAAUUUUUAUACAAAGUUUCUUCUAAUACUACCAAGCUUCUUACAGAGAAGAAAUUAAAAGAAGAUUGCAACAAAAGAUGGUGCACUUUGGAAAGUGGCUUUCUGAGCUACUAUGAAAAUGAUAAAACGACAACUCCUAAUGGUAUGCUUGACAUCAGCGAAGUUAUCUGUCUUGUAGUGCACAAGUCAGACUUCUUUUUAAAUAGAGGGGACGUCUUUACCUUUGAAAUCUAUUUAAUGUCAGAACGUGUUUUUCUGUUUGGAGCUGAAACUGCAUAUUCACAAAGAAAAUGGACUUGGGCGAUAGCUAAGCAUUUUGUUCCCCCUGUGGCUGAAUGCUUACUAGAGAGAGACUGUGACCUGAUUGGCCAACUGUACUACAAGGAUUGCCAUAGCCUGGAUCAGUGGAGAAAAGGCUGGUUUGCUAUAGAGAAGUCAAGCCUUUACUUUUGUCUUGAAAUGGAGAAUGCUCAAGAAGAUUCCAUAUAUCUAAGGAGGCUGCAAGAACUAACAAUCAGUAGUGUGAUGCAAAAUGGAGAAAAAAUAGAUGUUCUUCUUCUUGUUGAAAAAGGAAGAACACUGUACAUUCAUGGCCAUACGAAGCUGGAUUUCAUGGUCUGGUAUACUGCAAUUGAAAAAGCAGCGGGUACAGAUGGUAAUGCGUUACAAGAUCAGCAGCUCAGCAAAAAUGAUGUUCCUAUUAUAGUGAACAGCUGUAUAGCAUUUGUUACACAGUAUGGUUUAGGGAGCAAGCAGAUCUACCUCAAGAAUGGCAAUUCUUCUAAUGUGGCUGAACUUCUGGAAAGUUUCAAAAAAGAUGCAAGGAGUGUUAAACUAAGAGCUGGGAAACAUCAGCUCGAAGAUGUGACUGAUGUAUUGAAAAGUUUUCUUUCUCAAAUAGAUGAUGCUCUUCUCACUAAAGAACUUUAUCCAUUCUGGAUUUCUGCAUUAGAUAUGCAGAAUGAAAAGGAACGUGUAAGGAAAUAUGGAGCUUUCAUUCGGACACUUCCACCAGUCAAUAAGGCAACUUUGGCUGCAUUAAUUGAACAUCUUUACAGGGUGCAGAAAUGUUCUGAAAUCAAUCAUAUGAACCCUCACAAUCUAGCCAUGGUGUUUUCUUCAUGCUUAUUUCAAACCAAAGGCCAGACUAGUGAAGAAGUCAAUGUAAUUGAAGAUCUAAUUAAAAAUUAUGUGCAACUUUUUGAUAUAAAUGAAGACCAGGUCAAACAAAUGGAUAUAGAGAACAGCUUUAUUACCAGGUGGAAAGAUACUCAGGUUUCCCAGGCUGGAGAUUUGCUGAUUGAAGUUUAUGUGGAAAGAAAGGAGCCAGACUGUAGUAUUAUAAUCAGGGUAUCACCUUUGACAGAAGCAGAAGAAUUAACUAAUGAUGUUUUAGGAAUCAAAAACAUUACUCCCAACAAAGAUGACAUCUGGGCUGCUUUUGAAGUACUUGAAAAUGGAGAGCUAGAACGUCCACUGCAUUAUACAGAGAAUGUUCUAGAACAGGUUCUCCACUGGAGUUCACUACCAGAGCCUGGCACUGCAUAUCUGAUAAUAAAGAGAUUUCUAACAACAGACAUGAUGAAACUCUACAGUGAGAAAAACGUGAAAGGUAGUGUGAAAGCUGGCUAUCUAAAGUACAAAGAAGAACCAUCAAAACUACUGUCUGGAAACAAAUUUCAAGAGCGUUAUUUUGUCUUACGGGAAGGAAACUUGCUUCUUUACAAGGAUAUGAAGGCUAGCAAACCUGAAAAAGUGUUGCCUGUCAAUUCCUUGAAGCUUUAUCUUGGAGUGAAAAAGAAAAUGAAGCCACCAACCAACUGGGGAAUUGCAGUGUUUUCUGAAAAGCACCAGUGGCAUAUAUGUUGUGAUGGACAGGAUACGCAGAUGGAGUGGAUGAUCAGCAUUUUUACUGCACAGCAUGCCGAUAUAUGGCCGCCUGCUGGAAAAGCAAGAAAACAGUCCAUAACUAAAAGUCCAAAGAUUGGAGGCUUACCACUAAUUCCCAUUCAACAGGAGAACACCACCUGUAAAAUCAGAGGGAGUAUAGAAAAUAUACAGCUGGGAUUGGGGAAACCGAAACUCAGUGAUCAUAAUGAAGAUGACUUACUGGAAGAAAGAAAAAACUUGAAAGAAAAGGCAUCUAUUGUGGCACAAUGUUUGGAACGCAAGGAAGAGAAAGUGCGUAAUCAUGCUAAAGCACAUCGGAGCUUUAUCUCUGAGGAUAUAGGUGUGGGAAAGACUGACCUAUGCCAAAGACCACAUAAGCCACUGAAAAAAAAUAAGAACAAAACAAACAAAACUGCAUUGGAAUUAGAUAAAAAAUUGCCAUCAAAUGUGAUUCAGGAACUAAAUACAGUGUUGCAGAAGAACAGAGCACUUCAUGAUGAAACCUCCAGCUGAUGUCCUAAGUUUGAAGUUUAGAAUGUAUAUAUUUUCUGGGCAAAAGUAGGGUUUUUGAUGUAUGUAGUUUGUACAGUGCAGAGAAUUUAAUUUGUUUAUAUGCAGCUCUUGAUUUUGUAUAUACGUAUGCUACGGUAUAAUUUAAGAUUGAACUCAGAGAAAUGAUCGUGCAAAAGUCCUGAUAUUUGGAAGUUUUGCUGUGCAGUGCAAUGGCACUUGUGUUUUAUCAAUUGUUUUUUUGUUGAAGGUUCUGUUAGAUGCAAGAAUUCUAAUCACUAUCAAAAACUUUUGCUCUGUUUGUACUCCAUACCAUCUUGUAAGUACUGGAGAGAAAUUUUUGGAAUGAAGACAAGACAUACACUGAAAUUCAUCCUGUUGGUCUGCAAUAUUUUAGUUGUCUAACACUAUAAAAAAUGAGUUAACAUCUGCUUUGAA
Messenger RNA from Anas platyrhynchos (mallard), 5812 nucleotides. The record is from RefSeq and is a predicted model, not a curated record. NCBI's taxonomy places the organism in Eukaryota, Metazoa, Chordata, Aves, Anseriformes, Anatidae.